Molecule: messenger RNA, 1262 nt
Organism: Hibiscus syriacus
Lineage: Eukaryota; Viridiplantae; Streptophyta; Magnoliopsida; Malvales; Malvaceae
Exons: 1
Coding region: 107-1108 (333 amino acids)
Biological process (GO): protein folding
Cellular component (GO): plasmodesma
Molecular function (GO): protein-folding chaperone binding
Source: RefSeq, a predicted model, not a curated record
UCUCUCUGUUAUCAGCCCAGCAAGUACAAAAUUUUAAUCACACUGUGAGUUAGAAGAGGGAAAGAUUACCAGUAAAUUUCCUGUUAAUUCAUUCAAAAGCCAACAUAUGGACUUCCCUUUUCCUCAAUAUCCAUGGAAUGUAUCGUCUCGCCCUCGCUACGGGAGAGGCUUCAGAGGGGUCCCGGUUCAGGUCAUGCCCGAAGCCUCGCCGGUCCAAUCUUUGAAGCCCAAUACGGUAUCCAUCCCCGUCCGCUUUCUCUCUUCGGAGCGGGGCAGAUCCGACUCGGCAAUCAAGAUCCAGAAGGUGUUUAGAGGAUUUCUUGUGCGAAAAAACGUGAAGAAGAUCAUGGCAACAAGGGAGGAAGUGAAUGAAAUCGAGCGUAGUGUUCUCCAGAAAGAGAGAAUGGAUUUGAUUCGGAGUGAUUCAAAGGAGAGAUUGAAAGUGAACGAGAUUCUGAUGAGCUUGCUUUUUAAAUUGGAUUCCGUGAGUGGAGUGGAUUCUCGCGUUAGGGAUUUGAGGAAAUCCGUUAUUAAGAAGGCGAUUACUUUGCAAGAGCUUGUUGACGCCAUUGUUUCCGGUGAUCAGUCCGUGAAAUCAAGCAAUGCCGAGGUUGUGGAUCAAAGGCAAGAUAAUAUCGAUUCUUCUGAUAAUUGCAUUCAACCUCUGGAGUCGGAAAAUCUCGAGGAAACAAUCAAUGACGCUGAACACUUGCCUGAUUCGUGUGAAUCGGAACGAACUGCCGCUGCUGCAAUUCAAGGGAAUGAGGAGGAAGCGUCAGAAACUAGUCGAGUCGAUUCCUUUGCCAAUCAUGAGAAUACAAUUGAAGAAGAGGAUGAAAAUGAGAAGGAAGAGAAAGGAAAUGUUGGCGGGGAAGAAAGUGGGAGGAAGGAGAUGAUGUUAGAGAGGAUAAUGGAGGAUAACGAGAAGAUGAUGAGGUUGAUAGAGAAGUUGUCGGAGAGGAACGAAACGCAGACUCGGAUGCUGUGCGCGUUGACCCAAAGGGUGGAGCAGCUUGAGAAGGCAUUCUUGUGUGACAAAUUGAGGAGUAAGAAACGGAGAAACGACGAUAAAUCGCAGGAUACCGAAAAGUUUGGAGGGAAGAGAUAGAUGUUUGAAUUGGAUCUUCUACUUUUUUUAAAAAAUUUCUUUUAUGUUGUGUUGCUAUCAGGAAUUAUCAGCAAUAGUUCCACUUUCGGUGUUUUGAGAUUCAGUCACACCUGUGUAUUUGUUGAUGAAAUCACAUGUUAAAGUAUGAAUUUAA